Amphibalanus amphitrite is the source of this 1957-nucleotide messenger RNA. RefSeq names its product homeotic protein deformed-like. Gene Ontology annotation, molecular function: RNA polymerase II cis-regulatory region sequence-specific DNA binding; DNA-binding transcription factor activity, RNA polymerase II-specific. The record is from RefSeq and is a predicted model, not a curated record. The coding region runs from base 55 to 579 and encodes 174 amino acids. The transcript has a single exon. Gene Ontology annotation, cellular component: nucleus. Lineage: Eukaryota; Metazoa; Arthropoda; Thecostraca; Balanomorpha; Balanidae. Gene Ontology annotation, biological process: anterior/posterior pattern specification; regulation of transcription by RNA polymerase II.
UAGCUAACCCAAUUGUUUUCUUCUUUCUCAGACAAUGGCGCCUUCCAACCUGGAAUGGAGCCAAAACGGCAGCGGACCGCCUACACACGGCACCAAAUCCUCGAGCUCGAGAAGGAGUUCCACUUCAACCGCUAUCUGACGCGACGGCGGCGGAUAGAAAUCGCGCACAGUCUCUGUCUCACCGAGCGGCAGAUCAAGAUCUGGUUCCAGAACCGGCGCAUGAAGUGGAAGAAGGACAACAAGCUGCCCAACACGAAGAACGUCCGACGCAAGACCAACCCCGCCGGCGUCACGACGACAAUCCCUCCAAAGACUGCGACCACCACGGCUAGUGGCACGGUACCGCAGCCGCAGCAGACGCAGGCGCAGACGCAGCAGCACCCGCGCAGCAGCAGCAGCAGCAGCAGCAGCAGCAGCAGCAGCAGCAGGCGCAGCAGGCGGCGGCGCCGCGGCCGCCGCCGCCGGCGCCGGGUCUACACCCCCUCCAGCACCCGAUGGCCGGCGCGCAUAUGCCGCAUCCAGGUGCUGUCAAACCCGAGUACGGUCUCACAAACCUGUAAUCGGGGCCCGCGUACUUAGUUGUGCCCGUGUGUGCGUGUGUGGUUGUCGGCGACGCGCAGUCCGGUUCCUAGCGGCAGCGGCGCCGCACGCGUGGCAAUACACACCGCAAUAGGCGUCGUCGCGUCGCGAACGUCUCUCGCGACGAUCGUGGCGCGCCCGUGCGCCAUUUCAGGGAUUCGCUGCGCCGCGCCCGAUGCGACGCGCCCGUCCCACGGCUCUUCAUGUGUAGCAAUAAGGUGGGAUUUCGUACGAACCAAAGGUUAUAUUGUUAUAGUUUGUAUUUAAUUUAUUUAGAUGCUUUACGUUGUCGGCGCGUUCUGCGAUCGGACGCUGCGAACGGCCGACGUUAUUCUGUGUUAGCCAGGUCAGCGCUCUUCUCCGGGGGUCGGUGAUGACCUGCGUGACCCCGGUGACCUCGGUGACCUGUGGACGCUGCCGGUGUCGCCGAGCGCAGCUCUGACAUAGCGUUGUAGCCUAUGCAGACGGGCGGGGCGAUGAGCGCCGAGGACGCUUCAGUGAGGACGCCCCAGCUCAUGAUGAGGACGCCCCAGCUCAUGAUGCGGAUGCGCCGCUCGCCGUCAGGCCAACGCGAAUACUCGAGAAGCCAUACUCAAUCUCAGGGAUUGCACGACGUCGGCGGAGGGGAACGGUGUCGGUCCUGUUGUCCUGGCCCCUUCAGUCGGUCCCCUGCCCUGUUCAUUCCCUUCCGGAUCCUCUUCUAUCCCCGGGUCAAGGCUCCGGUGACAGCGGCGCCUUUCUUGGGCACGCGCCAGCCAGGACGUGCUCCUGCGACCGUGGGGACGCCCGUCCCUGCCACGCGACCCUUCCCCCUGCAUUUGACCAGCUAUCACCCCUCAGAAGUUCGGCACCUCUCAUUUCAAAGCCGCCGAGCGUUCACAAGCACCGUCGAGAUCGACUGACCCUGUCGUCGCGUCGGUGUCGUCGCGUCGGUGUCGAAAUUUGACCCGGGCGCGAACGCACCGUCCCCCUCUCUGCCCGACGUCGCUGCCGUGUGCGAACUGCUACCACCAAGUUCGGCUGUACAGAUGUAAAUAGCUCAAACCAAACGUGAGUGUUGUGAGUGUUCGUGCGAGGUUUCUCGAUCCAGGCCGUGGUGGGCGGCUUUAGGAGAUGAUUUGCCUGAGUUUGCGCUAGGAGUUGAUGCAUAUGACGUGUUAGCAGUAUUAUUUAACAGGCAACCUAGUCGUGACCGCUUGCGACGGGGGCGUGAGCCCCAUACUCAAAUGCUAUGAUUCGUUUUCCCAGAUGGUUAUUUGGACCCUCUUUGCGCGUGCGUACUUGUCAAAUUGUGCUAACGUACUGUCUGAGAUUGAAUUGUUGAGCAAAACGGGUUAUGAACUGCAGUAGACGAAAUGUAUCUAUAAAAUGCCGUAAA